AGCUCGGAGGGAAAAGAAAGUUCAAUGUUCUCCAGAGAUGCGGCGGAGUCACGCGCAGAGCUGCGGGUCGACGGCUGAACACGCAGAAUGCGCCGAGGACUGCGGGUGAAAGCGGAGGAUCGAGAGAAGGACCGACUGUCCUCGUGUUUCUGUCCUCAAGCCGCCGCAUGCAUCAGCUCCAUUCCGUUAUCCGUGUGUACGCGGUGAAGUGUUAGUAUUAUUAUUGACACUUUCUCACGAGCAGAUGUGGAAAUUGGACAGAUGUGUUCUUGUUGAAACAAUUUGUACUGGGAAUAUAAAUUAGUAUAAAAAACAUUCAUCUACUGGGACUUAUUGGUGUAGCCUAUGUGAGGAUUUAUUUAUUUUUUUCUUCUGCUCUUCAUUCAUAAAAACUCCAUCAUGGAGGCUUCAGCACUGAAGCUGGUCAUUACUCUAUGGUGCCAGCUUGUGAUUGCAGCCUACAGUCUGGAGAUAAGUGCUUAUGACUUUGAGAGAGGGAGACCCGCUAAAUGUGAGCCGAUCAUCAUCCCGAUGUGCCAGGGCAUAGGAUAUAACAUGACCCGGAUGCCCAACUUCAUGGACCAUGACAAUCAAAAGGAGGCAGAGAUUAAACUGAACGAAUUCGCCCCACUGGUGGAGUACGGCUGUGAUGUUCACUUGCGUUUCUUUCUCUGCUCUCUGUUUGCACCCAUGUGUGCCGAUGAGGUGUCCACGUCCAUCCCUGCUUGUAGACCCAUGUGUGAACAGGCACGUCAGAAGUGCUCUCCUAUUAUGGAGAAGUUUAACUACCCUUGGCCUGAUUCUUUGAACUGCUCUAAACUGCCUACCAGGAACGACCCGAAUGCACUGUGCAUGGAAGCGCCAGAGAACGACACCAAACCAGAGCCUAAGAAAGGAGAGGGAAUGCUUCCGGUGCCUCCGCGACCCAAACAGCCUGGGCCGGGAAGUGGGCGUCCAGGGGGUUCCAUGGGGGUCUGUGAGAACCCAGAGAAAUUUCAGUAUGUGGAGAAGAGUGAGUCGUGCGCUCCACGUUGCUCUUCAGCCGUCGAUGUGUUCUGGUCCAGACAGGACAAGGACUUUGCUUUCAUCUGGAUGGCUGUGUGGUCCACUUUGUGUUUCGUUUCCACAGCUUUCACAGUCCUCACCUUCCUCUUGGACCCUCAUCGCUUCCAGUACCCUGAGAGGCCCAUCAUAUUCCUCUCUAUGUGCUAUAAUGUUUAUUCUGUAGCCUUCAUCAUCCGCUCAGUAGCUGGGGCAGAGAACAUUGCCUGUGACCGUGAGAAUGGCGAGCUUUAUAUUAUCCAAGAGGGGCUCGAGAGCACAGGCUGCACCAUAGUCUUCCUCAUCCUGUACUAUUUCGGUAUGGCCAGUUCGAUCUGGUGGGUCAUUCUCACACUCACUUGGUUCCUGGCUGCAGGAAAAAAAUGGGGCCAUGAAGCCAUUGAGUCUCACAGCAGCUACUUUCAUAUGGCCGCCUGGGGCAUACCUGCACUAAAGACUAUAGUCAUCCUGACAAUGCGGAAGGUGGCAGGCGAUGAGCUGACGGGGCUGUGCUAUGUGGGCAGCAUGGAUGUGGGGGCACUAACAGGCUUUGUCCUCGUGCCACUGUCCUGCUACCUCGUCGUCGGAACGUCAUUCAUCCUCACCGGCUUCGUUGCACUUUUCCACAUUCGCAAGGUGAUGAAAACCGAAGGUACCAAUACGGAGAAGCUGGAAAAGCUAAUGGUUAAGAUUGGCAUCUACUCCAUCCUCUACACUGUUCCUGCAACCUGCGUCAUCAUUUGCUACUUCUACGAGCGCCUGAAUAUGGACUACUGGAAGUUCAGAAGUCUGGAGAGCAAGUGUAUCAUCUUUCCAGGCCGAAGGAACGAGGACUGCAGUCUGGAAACGUCCGUGCCCACGGUAGCCGUGUUCAUGCUGAAGAUCUUCAUGUCACUGGUGGUAGGCAUCACCAGUGGUGUGUGGGUGUGGAGCUCCAAGACUUUGCAGACCUGGCAGGGGCUAUGUAGCCAGAAACUGGCAGACAGGACUAGCAGGAAGCACUGCAAUGGAGGGAGCUGCAGUAGCAGCCACUGCCAUUACAAAGCCCCAGCUGUAGUACUGCACAUGUCCAAGACUGACCCCUACUCAGACUGCCCCACGCAUGUAUGAGAAGAACUCGAGCGUGUGUUUGUGUGUGUGUGUGGAGCCCCACUCAGCUGAAAUGGAGAGAGUGACCUCAUCAGUAAUGUACUCUGCGGACUUAUACUACUCCUCCCUGCGUGUAUGACAGUGUUUGAGAGCAGGCUUAAAAAUUGUUUGUUCAUGUUAAGCAAAGUAAGUGAAAGUUUGAACAAAAAUGGACACACAGACCGCUACACGUUGCAGCUUUUCACUAAAGAAUGGACUGAUGAUCAGUGUUUUACAAUUAAAAGGAAUAUGUUUAUUAUUGCUUUCUGUAGAAGUGCAAAAUCUAACCCGUUAUGCAGUCCUUAAUCUGUUGCACACAAACACGUGCAUGGAGGUAUAAGACAUGUUCUUGUCCAUAUUUAGCUCCAUUCGUGGCAUUUAUGUGUUUUCAAAGUCCUCAUAGCUCUUAUUUAUUGUGUAUAUAUUUAAUUUUGUUUGGUCUUGGUCUUUUCAAGGAAUGGCCCAUAUCUCUUUGUAAACAAGUUAUACUGAUGGGCCAAAUUAAGAAAGAAGUGCCUUUUUUAAAAAAAAAAAAAAAAAAAAAAAA
Molecule: messenger RNA, 2716 nt
Organism: Ictalurus punctatus (channel catfish)
Lineage: Eukaryota; Metazoa; Chordata; Actinopteri; Siluriformes; Ictaluridae
Gene: fzd9b
Product: frizzled class receptor 9b
Exons: 1
Coding region: 400-2151 (583 amino acids)
Biological process (GO): canonical Wnt signaling pathway; non-canonical Wnt signaling pathway
Cellular component (GO): plasma membrane
Molecular function (GO): Wnt receptor activity; Wnt-protein binding
Source: RefSeq, a predicted model, not a curated record